UUUACCCCAAUUGUUCAAAUUAGAAAACUCCAUACUUAAAAUUAUAUCAUUUACAAAAAUAUUUUUAUAGUGCGUAAAACUCUAACCCCCAUACUUAACUUAUUUACAAAAAUAUGAUACUCAACACUCAUCCUUCAUUCUCAUAUGAAUCGUACCCAACCUUUUUAGUGUUAAUAAUCUUAAUAUCUACCCUUUAUGAAAACAUUAAAGUUUUCUUUUUUAAAAAAAAUCUUUUUAAAAGUUUUACUCCUAAUUAAUAGUACGUUAAAAUUUGAAAAUAAUUCUCACUAUGCCUUAAGAAUAGGAAAAAAAUGUGAUCCUAAUUUCCUCCUUAAUUAACUCAUCCUCCAAUAAUUCUCAUUCCUCCGUUUCAACACUUGAAAUUUCCUCCCCCUCACUAACACAAUCCAUAACAUUUCUCGACCAAAUAAACCAUACCACAUCAAAAGCCAAAAAUAUGUCAACCUCCCCCAACUCUCAUCCUACCUCCCCUUCCUCCACCACAUCCUCCCCAACACACCCUCCACCCAUCUCCAUUUCCACCACCACGACCGUCACACUAACCGCAGCUUCCACCUCUUCCCCAACUAAGGUGCAAGCCGCCCUCGACUCCUUAACCACAAUCCUCCCUACCCCUCUCUCCUCCCUCUCCUCCACCACCAUCAUUUCCCCUUCACCCCCCGCCUUCGUCCUCUUGACUUCCCCCGAAAUCACCUCCCAAAUCUCCUCCUUACUCCGCCACCCUUUCUCAGGGUCCGGUGACAACCACCUUUGUCGUUGGCUCUACGACACAUUCCACUCCUUUGACCCUUCCGUCCAACUCAUUGUCUUACGCUUUGUCCCUCUUAUAUCCGGCCUUUACCUCACCCGCAUCAAUCGUCGUCCACGCCAACCCUUAGCCGGUUUCGAGGCCAUCCUCCUAGCCCUUUACGCACACGAAACCACCACUCGAAACAACCACCCCAUUACCGUAACAAUCCCUGACCUCUCCCACCCUAGCAUCUACCACGAAAGCUCCUCCCCUCAAUGCAACAACUCCACUGACCUCAACAUUGCCGUUAUCUCAUCCUCCCUCGAACCCCACGGCACCAUACGAUCCACUCGUAGGGCAAGGAUCGUAGGUGUCGCGCUAGAGUUAUUUUUCAGCAAGAUUUGUGUCAUGCCUACCGAGUCUAAGCUCGAUUUUUGCGAGUUCUUAUGCCAAUGGGCCGGAUCACAUAACAGCAACGACGACAACAACAACGACAAUGACAACGACAACAACGAAAACCAAAGUGACGACGACAAAGACGGACAAGGGAGGAUAUUGCUACCGUGGGAGUUUUUAGGGCCAUGUCUUAGAAUACUAGGACAUUGUUUGUUAGGAAAAGAAAAGGAAGAAGAGUUAUUGUUAAGUGAAAAAGGAUAUAGGGCUUGUAAAAGCUUGUAUAAUAGGGUUAUGCAUGAUGUUAAUCCUAAAGCAAUUUUGGUUGUUGGUAGUUUGUUAAGACUUGUUAAUAUGGAGAAAGAGUUAGAUGAGGUUGAUUAUACUGAGAUUCAUAGCACUAGGGUUAUUUCCAUUUGAUUUGUACUAUUACUUUGUAGUUUUAUUAUAUCUUUAUGAUGAUGUUUCGGUUUUAUUUUUAUAUAUUUAAUGUAAUUCAAUA
Chenopodium quinoa (quinoa) is the source of this 1646-nucleotide messenger RNA. RefSeq lists its product as uncharacterized. The transcript has a single exon. Gene Ontology annotation, biological process: phosphatidylinositol phosphate biosynthetic process; protein localization to plasma membrane. The record is from RefSeq and is a predicted model, not a curated record. Gene Ontology annotation, cellular component: plasma membrane. Bases 458 to 1564 code for a protein of 368 amino acids. Lineage: Eukaryota; Viridiplantae; Streptophyta; Magnoliopsida; Caryophyllales; Amaranthaceae.